Molecule: messenger RNA, 1773 nt
Organism: Esox lucius (northern pike)
Lineage: Eukaryota; Metazoa; Chordata; Actinopteri; Esociformes; Esocidae
Gene: adisspa
Product: UPF0687 protein C20orf27 homolog
Exons: 6
Coding region: 258-767 (169 amino acids)
Source: RefSeq, a predicted model, not a curated record
CAGCGCCGUGCGAUGUCUUUCUUUAGUAACUGCAGUUGGUCGGAGGAGAGGGGAAGAGGAGAGUGCACUGAGCAGGGAUAGUAUCACUGAAUUUAGAUAUCAUAACUACAGCAUGUCGUUUGGGCUCGUGAUUGGUUCUUUUGCCAGCACCAUCAGCGCAAUUAAACACUGAAAAACUGUCCGCAGCGGAGGGUAAUGAUGACAUCACACAAUCAGACUGGCACAGUGUGAUCCAUCAUCCCUGGCCUGACGUUGAUAUGGCAACAGGCAGGAAGGGGUCGACCUCUAAGGGAGGAUGCGUGCGUUUCCCUGACGACGAGGUUCCUGUGGGCUCCCCUGUUCACCGCGAGGACAAAGCCAAGGACCCUGCCAUCCCCGCUCUUCCGGACCCUGAUGGGAACUUCCUGGUUAAGGUGGGGUUCCUGAGGAGUCGACACCGUUAUGAGAUUGUUUUCACCCUCCCAGAGGUUCCUGCCCUGGGGAAGGACGUGUGCUCCCUCCCUUCCUCUGCGUCGCCGACACCCAGGCCCCUCCUCAAAGUCAACCGUGUCACCCCCACACCAGAGGGUGGAGUGAAGGUGACGUGUGAAUACACAACCCACCAAGAGGGCGUGCUGCAGGAGGAGCUGACGCUGGUCAGCCGGGGGAAGAAGGACCAGCGUCUGUGCGUCAGACUACAAGCUCGGGUCAUGGACCGCCACCACGGGACGCCCAUGCUGUUGGAGGGGGUGCGGUGUCUGGGGGCAGAGAAAGAUAAAAGAAAAUGACCUGCCUAUCCCGUAAUAUCUUCCCCAUCUCUUUCUGUAGGCAGUAGAGACCGGCCAUCGUAGUGGAGUGAAACCAGCAUUACUUAUAUGAAUGCAUGCGCGGUAGCACAAACACACACCCGCAAAAUAUACCGACUGUUGACCGUUGCUUCAGAUCCAACUUUUCUCAGACUCUACUUUUUUCUUCAGUCCAUAGAGACUGAAACUUCUGCACAUGUUUCCAUUCCUUUCCGUUCAGUGUCUGCAUAGUAACCACUGGAUCUCAGUCAGUUGGAGAGGCGUAUGCAUUUUGAUUGAAUAAUGUACUGUGAACAGUUUUUAAAUCGUAUCAGUCUGAACUGUAUGGUAGCUUACUUACGGGUUGAUUUCUCACUCUCUGUUGGUUGUUGUGCAGGUGGCACAGUAACACAGGAGUGUUGUUGUUUUGACGUAACCAUAAAACGAUAAAACUAUUGCAUUUGUCCGUGUAGUGUGACAUACUAUAGUUGUAUGACCUUGAGGAUAUCAACUCAGCCUACCCAACUAUUACACAAGCCCAAUUUACUAUAAAAGACUCUUCGAGGUUAGCAGAAUACAGAAAGAUCCAGAGAAAUUUAGAUACGCAGCAACUACAUUUUAGUUUUUUGCAUUUGCCACUAUAAUUAAGAAAAUGUCUAAAUGAAGUUCCCUGUUUUUUCUAACACCCACCGUAAACUGUAGUUAAACAAUGACAAGGCAAUGCAGCUCUUUGCUUCUUGGACAUUCUGUCUUUCCACAACAAGAGCUAAGAAUUAACUGGCCUUAAAUGAACAAAUGCUUUCAAAUACUGUAGAAACAUAACCUUUCAUUGUAUUGUGAUGUACAGUUUUUCUUCUGUGUGAAAGCCACCUUUCACAAACUACCAUUAACAAAUAUUUGAACGCAACAUGCAAUAAUAUCUAAUAAUAUAUAUCUGAGAUGUUACUGAGUUACAGGUCAUAUAUUGAAAUCAAUCAACUGAAAUAAAUGCAUUUUAGUCCUUUAUCAA